AAUUGCGAAUUCUUAAUUGGGGGCAUGGGGCGGGAGUCGUAUAAGGCCCAGACUUUGAACUGUGAUUACAACAGCUGUUCCAUUGCCCAUUGAGAGCACAGAGCCUAUGCAUUAAGACGUAGGGCUAAAUGUAUGAUUCCUCCUGCCAGCAGUCUUCCACGUGUGUUGUGUAGCUGUUUUUGGACAGAGGUCGUCAUCCUUAAUGCCCUAAACUUUGCGAGAUAGCCAAUCUCUUACCUAUUACCCACAAGGCGCAGCCUAUCAACCUGACGACAUCGUUUAUGAUCCCUUAAGGAUAAGUGGGAGAAGCCGCAGCAAGGCGCUCCCAGGCAGAAGUUGCCAUUAAUGGCAAACCGAUUUCUACCGUUGGUGCUUCUCUGCACCCUUGUCGGGUGUGUAACAACAGAUGCACAAUCGACUUCCAGCCCUCCAGCCGUGGAUGUAGCAGCGUUGGCCACCUUCCCCUGGUGCCAGUGCCUAUCCUAUGGCUGCAGCUGCAGUCCCUAUAGACUCAACCUUAUUAGCAGCGUUCCGGUUGGAUCCAACUUUAGGACCUGCCUGAGCAUGGACUAUGUCGGAUGUGAUUCUACGUUGGCAUGCUGCCAAGCCAUGCUAGAAUCCGUGGACAAGGUCGCGUUUGAGACAACCGCUGCGUGCGGAGCCUCAAAGGCCAACAUCGUCAGCGUAACGGUCGAUGGCAAGCUGCACCUGUCCUGGAACACGUACACUCACAGUCCAGGUUAUGAGUUGAAGAUCUACAACCUGAACCGGAACAACGCCACCUUUGCUGGCAUCCCCAUCUGCAUCACCACGACAUCUUCGUGUGCCUCCUGGUCCGAUAUCUGCUACAGCAGCACACUCGGGACCUGCCGCUACACCUUCGCCGACUCACCGACCACUAACUACUGCCCCGUCUGCAACACUGGCCAACCGCCUCCACCCGCUCCACCACCGCUGGUCCCUGGCCGAUUCCGGCCGCCAUCACCACCUCCAUCCCCGAAACCUCCUCCACCAACACCCCCUCCUUCCCCUUCACCACCACCACCACCUCCCCUCACGCCAGCUCGCCUAAGACCUCCUCCACCGUCCCCGCCUAGCCCGCUACCACCCAAGGCACCGAGGAGGCCCAGACCGCCGCCUCCAACCCCUCCGGACUCCCCGCCAGCACCGCCACCGGUUGUCCCCUGCAUUUCCGACUUAUACUUGUACAUCCUGCCACCGCUGGCGCCCCUCCGCCAUCUCAUGGCGACAAACGCACUGACUUUCACCAAUGAGUCGUGCGCCAUGCUAGCGGAUCUUAUUGGAACCGGAUUUGCAGAGCAGGCCCCCACUGUUGGAUCCAAACUGCUCGUGAAUUUCACACAGAGUGCUUGUGAGCCCAUGUCACUCCAAAUGCAUGGUGUCUUCAUGACAGCGGAGGACGGACACCGGUUAGAGACCUGGUUGAACGGUCCCCAAGGCAUCCAAGAAUGGGUCUACAACAUUACCGGCGGCAACAUGUGUGGCAAACUUGCGGGCUACACUGUUUUCAGUACCGUCAUUUCUGACCAAGUGAACUGCCUCAAGGGAGAGUUCACCCUGACAUGCAAUCCGCCUCCACCGCCCUUCCUCUCACCACCUAGACCUCCUGGCCCCGCACAGCUUGCUUCGCCCUCGCCUCCUUCGCCUCCUCCGCCGUCUCCACCACCCCCCUCCCCACCGCCUCCCUCUCCAAUGCCGCCCUCUCCACCUCCACCCCAGCCUCCUCCACCUUCACCG
Astrephomene gubernaculifera is the source of this 1758-nucleotide messenger RNA. NCBI's taxonomy places the organism in Eukaryota, Viridiplantae, Chlorophyta, Chlorophyceae, Chlamydomonadales, Astrephomenaceae. The record is from the annotation of a GenBank genome assembly.